Molecule: messenger RNA, 1383 nt
Organism: Salvia miltiorrhiza (redroot sage)
Lineage: Eukaryota; Viridiplantae; Streptophyta; Magnoliopsida; Lamiales; Lamiaceae
Exons: 1
Coding region: 1-1383 (460 amino acids)
Source: RefSeq, a predicted model, not a curated record
AUGUCAAAAUCAAAAAUUCUCGCCGCCAUUGAAGAGCUUCGAACCUCCAUCUACAGCCUGCAAGCCUCUAUCGACACUCCGACCACAAACACGUUUCCUCCGGCUACUGCUCCAAAUCUCUACGGGUGUCCAUCCCCUUCCCCACCACCUAUUACUCCAGCCCAUUACCCACCCAGAUCGUUUCCCCCAUUCCUACGCACAACUCACUCCACAUCACUUCUCCCCAUUCGCCGUCUUAGCCCAUCUGAAAUUGAAGAGAAAAAUGACCGCGGGCUUUGCUACAAUUGUGACCAAACUUGGUCCGAUACCCACCGAUGCCGCAGCAAAUAUUUGAUUCUGUUCGGCGCCGACGAUGAGGAUGACUUUGGCGAUCCUAAAUCUCUUGAUUCCAUGGCUGGAGUUGAAGUUAUAGUGAAGGGUACCUCAAGCCUUUGCGCCUCUGCACAACCAUUCUCGUCGCCUCAUCCUUCUACAGGAAUCAAUUCUCUGUCUCCGCUGUCACCAAUAGUUCUCCAGCCUCCACCGCCGCCGCCGCCGUCAACACCUCCACUACCACGACCACCUCCUCCCACCGAGCCACCCCCAAACGUACCACCUUCACCUGCAAUACCACCACCACCAAUAACUCCUCCGGUGAGUCCUCCGCCAAUUCCGAGCCCAUCCAGUCAGUCACCACCGUCUACGACCCAUCGUUGCCGCAACAAAAAAUUACUCCUUCUAGGUUACGGAGAAGAUGACCUUGAUCCACCGGGCAAGCCUAUUCCGGCAGUUGACAGUGAGAUUAUUGAGGGUGUACCCCCGCCGUCGACGUUGCCGAUACGGUCGAUUAAUGUACAGCGAGCGAGGGUUUCUCAUGAUUCGUUGAAUCGGCUGUUUCAGAUUCCUCUUUGGCCCAAGUCUAAAAAUGAAAAGCCCAACCCAAUCAUCAUAUUUAGGCCCAAUAUGAGUGGCCCUAAAGUUUUGAUUGUGGUUGCCCACAGCCCAAGUGCACAGGCCCGUCUCCUCCUUCCUCUGCCUCAAGACGUGUCUCCGCUUUCAACCAUGCCACAUGACGCCGUCGAAAUCAAGGAGAAGGAUCGUGGAAUCGGUACUCGUUUUUGGUUGCUCGCCGGCUCUAAGGACGAGAUUGUGGCCGUUGCUUUUGGAUCCUUAUCUGCUGUUAUUACGGAUUCUUUAACCGUGGGCGUCGUCUCUAACUUCUACUCUUCCAUGCUUGCUUUUGUCGGUCAAGAAGUCCAGCUAUGCGGCGAACCGCCACCGGACCUCUUGGGCACUCCUAGUCGAUGUGUAUCAGUUCUUAAGUUUGUUUGGAUUAAUUUUGUGCAGUUUUUAGCUGGGACGUUUGUCGAGCACAUGGUGGGCAUAGCUUUAUCAAGCUUUUAG